UCUCCCACAUGUGGCUGUGCUAACGUUAGCAGAGUAAUGUUGUAGUUUUCUUUUCCUUCUUGGACUCUUGGAUGUGUGGAAAUGUCCGGGUUUGAGGAUCUUAAAGCUUUAUUCGGACGGAGGCUGCUCGCUGCGGUUCUCAGAGACCAGAGAGGACGAGAAACAAGAUCUGAAUACGAAGAGGAGCUCCACCGCCAGAGAAAGCUGCUGGAUGUGAUUUUAACCCCUGAGAUAAAGCUGCACAGAGCAGUGCUUCCUGCAGACGCCCAGCAGCUGUUGGUGAUUAAAGAAGAGAGCCCCCAGGAGGACACUGAGCCCCCACUCAUUAAGGAGGAAGAGGAGGAACUGUGGAUCAGUCAGGAGGGAGGGCAGUUUCAAGGACUGGAGGAGGCUGACACCAAGUUCCUCUUCAGUUCUUCCUCUGUGAAGAGUGAAGAUGAUGAAGAGAAACCUCAGUCCUCACAGCUUCAUGAGAGACAAAAUGAAGAGAUGGAAACAGGAGCCAAUGGAGCAGAACCAGCCAGGAUCUCGGAUCCAGAGAAACAUUUACAACCAGAGACUGAGGCCAAGACUGUAGAGAGUUCUGGAGGAGAGACCGAUGACAGUGAUGAUUGGAGGGAGACCAGAGAACAUCAGUCAGGUUUAAACUACUUGACACAACACACACGAAUUCAUACAGGAGAGAAACCCUUCAGCUGUUCUAUUUGCAGCAAAAGAUUUACACUGAAGAAUAAUAUGAACAGACACAUGAGGAGUCACACAGGAGCAAAACCCUUCAGCUGUUCUGAGUGCGGUAGAAGUUUCUGUGAGAGAGGAAGUCUGAAAAAACACAUGAGGAUUCACACUGGAAAGAAACCCUUCAGUUGUUCUGUUUGCAGCAAAAGAUUAACACGGAAAACUUAUUUGAAUGCUCACAUGAGGAUUCACACAGGAGAGAAACCCUUCAGCUGCUCUGACUGUGGUAAAGGUUUCUUAGACAGAGGAAGUCUGAGCAGACACAUGAGGAAUCACACAGGAGAGAAACCCUUCAGUUGUUCUGUUUGCUUCAAAAGAUUUACACAUAAAAAUCACAUGGACAGUCACAUGAUAACACAUUCAGUAGGGAAACCCUUCAGCUGCUCUGAUUGCGGUAAAGGUUUCUGUGACAGAGGAAGUCUGAGCAGACACGUGAGGAUACACACAGGAGAGAAACCCUUCAGUUGCUCUUUUUGUGGUAAAAGAUUUACACAAAAAAGUAAUAUGUUUGCCCAUAUGAGGAUUCACAGAGAAGACUCAAUUUGUAUGGGCUAG
This is a messenger RNA of Cheilinus undulatus (humphead wrasse), 1290 nucleotides long. Its product is annotated as oocyte zinc finger protein XlCOF6.1-like. Gene Ontology annotation, molecular function: DNA-binding transcription factor activity; RNA polymerase II cis-regulatory region sequence-specific DNA binding. Bases 82 to 1290 code for a protein of 402 amino acids. Gene Ontology annotation, biological process: regulation of transcription by RNA polymerase II. The record is from RefSeq and is a predicted model, not a curated record. The transcript has 4 exons. Lineage: Eukaryota; Metazoa; Chordata; Actinopteri; Labriformes; Labridae.